Molecule: messenger RNA, 6070 nt
Organism: Parasteatoda tepidariorum (common house spider)
Lineage: Eukaryota; Metazoa; Arthropoda; Arachnida; Araneae; Theridiidae
Gene: Elys
Product: AT hook containing transcription factor 1 homolog
Molecular function (GO): protein binding
Source: RefSeq, a predicted model, not a curated record
AUAUUGAUGAUAUCAUUCUUUGUUUAUUAUUUCAGAUAAGAGUGAUCGUUCUGGAAAGUUUGAGUUACGAAAUGGGAGUAGUACUCUUAGUAGAUAUGCUAAUGAGGAUAUUUCUGUAACAGCUCUUAAAUAUUUCAAAUCUUUGGCCACUGUUGCUGUUGGAUUUGAAUUUGGUGAGAUUCAACUUUGGGAGCUGCAUCAUUUAACUCUACUAUUUACCAUUUCUAAUGAGUCUCAAAAUCAACCAGUUGUCAACUUUGCUUUUCAAGAACCAGAAAAUGAUCCAAGGCAUUUUUGUUAUCUUUGGGUUUUUAAAGGUCACAGCGCAGAAGAAGAUAAACCUCCUGAAUCUGUGUCCAGUGCAACUAUGUAUUCCAUGGCAUUUCAUCAGCGAGAAUAUGUUAAAGCAUUUGGUGCUCUUUAUACAGAGCUACAAGUAUGUAGUAAAAGAUUUGAACUGCCUUUUACAAAUGAUGUGUAUCAUAACUCACUCAUCAAUCCCUCUAUGAAUAGUCGGCUUUUGUCUUGCCAGGUUGUAAGUCAGAAAGAUUUAUCACAUUCUCAUGAAAAUAUCUCAGGAAAUGAAAGUUGUGAAGCAGCAGAGGAAAUGAGCUUGUGCUUCAUUACCUGGGAAGUAUGGAACCAAAUUGGAAGUUAUCCAUCAUCCUAUCAUUUUGCUGUGUUUGAUUUAAAUCAAUGGUAUCAAGCUCAAAUGCCAUGCAGUUUUAGGUGUGACCCUUCCUCCUUAAGUCCAUAUAUUGGUAUAUUUUCUCUUGAAGAAACCAAAAGAGUUCUGGGUAAAAAAGAGCUUCUAGGUGUAUUCACUGUUCCCCAAAGCAUAAAAAAAUUUAAAUCCCUGCAAGUGUCAGAAGAAUUUUUCUAUCCUUCUUCCUUAGGAUUCCAGACCCUUAGUUUCUCUCAUCAUGGGUUAUGUAAAACUACUUAUUUUGGCUUUCAAAAGCAUCUUUUGUUUGAAAUGGCUGAUCUUGGUCCCAAAGUUUUGAUAAGUCCUAAAGAGGUGUUCUCUUCUCUAGUUAAAUGUGGCUUGGUGUCUGAUACUCAUGGAGGAAUAGAUAAGACUCCUUUAGUUUCACAAAGAGAGUCAAUAUUGCAACUUGCUUUAGAAUAUCACUUGCCAUUUUUCUUCAUCAAAUGCCUUAAAGAAUGGCGAUACAGUGAUUCCGUUCACGAGUUUUGCACAUCAAAAGGUCUGUUGAAUUGGGGAUGGAAAAAAGUAUUGGUCAUCAAAAACUCGAUAGAUCGCUUGUGUGGGACACUCUUCAAUUGUUCUGGUAUAGACGUUGAUAAAAGAGCAUUGAAGUCAUUAUAUGCAUAUAGAAGGCAGUUUUAUUUGAUAGAUAAUAUUAUAUCUGGAUAUCAAAGGCAUGUAACUCCAAGAACAGAACAAGGCAUACAAGAUUUACAUUGCAGAAGAGAAGCACUUUCAUGCAUUAAUUUAUACUUACAAGUUUUGUUGUGGUUGCGAUCUGUUCACGUUCUUCCAGAAGUGAAUGAGGAUAAUGCAACAUCUUCAAAUGUUAUCUAUCGAUUUGACGAAAUAAACAAAUCUUAUUCCUGUAGAAGAUCAGCUUUACAAGCUUUGAAUAGUACAAUUGGUGCUACAGAUGUACUCAUGAUUGAUGGAAUUGUCAAAGAAGUUGGUGUAAGUGGCAUUUGGCAGGAAAAAAAUGGAACAGGAAUAUACCCACCUCCGAGCAUCUAUGCAGCAUUAAACACCUAUUUACUGCAUGGAGUUGAUACCAACUGGAAACAUGCUAUUAUCUAUUAUCUACUGCUUGAUCUUAAAAGCUCUGCUGAAAACACUCAGUUCGAAGCAGAAGUUAAAAAGUUCCCAGUAAUAUUCAAUAUGCCGAAAUCUAUAGUGAAAUUAGUUAAAGCAUUUUGGUACUUAGAUCGUAAAGAUUGUAAUGAUGCUAUUAGAAAGAUAUUUGAUCCGGCUGUAAAGUCUUCAGAUAUUUUAAUGUGGCAUCAUCACAGAAUUAUAAAAUCGUGUCUUUAUUAUCGAAAUCCUGAGAAGGCUUUGAAAUACAUCAAUCAUGUGACACCACCUCAAAAUACGAUUGAAGAUAUGAGACUAUACCUAUCUGUUUUGCUUGCAUGUGGUGCUAUUACACAAGCCUUUGAAUACCAAAGGAAGAAGCAAAACCAAGGAUAUGGAAAUGACUUGAUGAAACAUCUAUUUCUUGGAUGCCAAGAAAUGGGAAAAAUGAGAGAAUUGAUGUAUCUGCCUUUAAACAACCUGGAAUCUUCAACACUAGUGCAAUUUCUUUCUGAAAGUGAAAGUGCUAGGGAGCAAGAAACACUUGUCAUCUACCAGCUAUUACAUUGUAAAUUAUUUGAAGCAGAAAAAAAUAAUGAAAAACUUUCUCUCUUACUUAUGAAAAAGAGUCACAGUCCAUCAGAAGCUCUUAUCAGAGAACGUUCUGCAGACAGGAAUGCUUUAGUUGAAUGUCUGUUGGCAGGGGUAUCAAAAACAGAAAGAAACCUAGUCAAUGAAAUAAACAGACUUCCACUUGAAGCUCCAAAAAGAGAAGAAUAUAUCCAACCAUUAUCUGUGUCAGUUAGAUCUAAAACAAUGAGAACAGAGUCCUACUCAGAUUUCUUGAGAUCACUAAUAACUAAAAUGCCUUCAUCAGAACACCCUAAAACUCCAAGAUCUGGAUCUGCUUUUGAAAAUCUUCCGUUCCUUCGUCCAGUUAAUACUCCUGAGAGAAGUGUUAAGAAUACUCCUGCUGUUAGGAAUAUCUGUCUGGCGGUUAAUAAGCGUUCUCUUAUGUCCACUAGUCCUAAUGAAUAUGCCACACCUGCUAAGCGAUCUAGGUUGCUAGAUAAUGCAACUUUCAUGGAAACUCCUUUAUCAAAAAGAAAAGCUCCCAGACAUCUGGCUGGAGAUAUUGCUUCACUUUUGCAGACACCCCCUAUACACCGUAGAGUUUCACUGACUAAAAGUAAUCCUGGAACUCCUAUUGUUAAACCGCAAUCUAUACUGAAAAAAUCUACUGCUGCUGUCAUGGAAACUGAUGCAGACUUUCACAGAGCAGAAACACCACCAAUACUUAUACUAGAGGAAAACUUAGAAGAAGUGAUGCAAGUGGAGGAGAAAGGCUCUGAACAAUUAGAAGCUGAGAGUGAAAGCCAAUCAAAGCAAAUCAGAUUUGAUUUACCUCUUGCUGAUCAAAGUGUUGUUAGUGAAAAUGUAUCCAUCAUUUCUGAAGUAGCAGCUGCUGAUGAAAGUUUUGAAUCUUCACUGUGUUCUUCUCCAGAAAAGCUUGAAACCAGUUGGAAAAAUUCAAUGACUAAUCUGGCUCGUGAACCCCUAUCCAAAAUUUUAAAGCAUUCACCAGCAAUUUCUAUGUGUAGAGGUGAUGUAAAAGACAAUAUUUCAACAUCAGAGGGCAUUCUGUACGAACCAAAAGAGCCUAGCUCAUUGAGGUAUUCCAAAGCUGAAGGCUCCGAUUUGGCUGAUGGGACUGUAACUUCUUCUAAUACUUUAUUCAGUGGCAGUGGAAUAGAAUCUUCUCCUAACUUUGUUAAAGAAUGUGACUCAUAUGUGAAAGAGUUUUCUAAGGAGGCAGUCAAUCAGGACUUCGGCACUCCAGCGUCACAAAGGAAAAACAUAUCUGUUCGCCCACCACUUAGAAAAGAAACAUCACUUUUGGAAACUGAAGCAUCAAAUCAAAAUAUUAUGUGGGAGCAGAAAGAUGAUACAUUAAAUAUACAAGAAAGAUCAACUUCUCUUCCUGAUAAAUCUCCCAAUCAAUCUUCCGCAACUGCUUUUCUAGCAGAUAAUACUAUAGUUGCUGAAGACUCUGAUAAUGAGAUAUUUUAUUCACCAUGUUCUUCAAUUUCUUCUCCUGGAAGUAUCUUGUUAGAUGAAAAAACUCAGAAUUUAAGUUCUGCUAGUUUUGUAAGUUCAAAAAAUGCUUUAGAAGAGAAAAAGCCCGAAAAGUCAAGACAUACUUUUAUUUUUUCAAGAUCUGGAUCAGAUGUCACAAAAACCAGUGCUAUUGAUUCUGACAAUGAAAAUGUUAAAAUGAAAUUGUUCCCAUCUGAUAUGUCCGGUAAUACUUCUACUCAUGCUUUAACCUCAACCUCUCUUUCAAAUACCUCAUCCAUUCAUAAAACAUUUAUAGCUACCAGCAAUACUUCUGGUGUUAUUGGUACAAAAUCAAAAGAAAGUUCUUCCGAAUCAUUUAAUUUAUAUGGAAGUGUAAAUCCAAUGCCGUUUAAAUGCCCUGAAAGCUUUAAACCAUCUCGCAAAACAUUUAUUUUCUCAAGAAGUAAACCUGAAACCAGUACUACAAUUACAGACACAACUGUCAAUGUUCCUCCUGAAAAUAAUCCCAAUAAUGUUUUACCCGAAAAUAGUGCAAUGGAAAAAUCUACAUCUAAUGACAAAGCUGAUGAUUUAAAUAUUCAAAAAUCUCGAAAUACCUUUGUUUUUGCCAAGCCUAAAUCUGAUGACUUAGUGUCAGAUGACCAAGAUAUUGCUUUAAAGGAGCAAAAUCCCAGUGGAACAUUUGUUUUUGCAAAACCUAAGUAUUUAUCAAACGAAGGCGAUCAGCAUAUUGAUUCCAAUAAGCAUAAUUCCAGUAAAAGUUUUGUUUUUAGCCCACCUGAUUCAUCUUUAACAGUUCCUAGCUUUUCUCUCUCUAAUCAAACUUUCCAGAUCAAUAAACCAAAGGCAUCUCGCAAGACCUACGUAUUUACCCGAUCUAAGUCUUCUACCAGCUCUAAAGCUGACGUUACAGCAACUGAUACUUUGUCUACACAAAAUACUGAAAUUCAACCUAAGGUGUUUGAUAGUUUCCUUCAACCUGAACCACUAAACAAGCCAUCUCGGAGAACAUUCGUUUUCACUCGUACAUCCACCAGAACUUCCACUUCAGUUACUGAUUCCAUUAUGAGUGAUACUGUUCUUAAGGAUACUCUUACUGUUGAAUCCAAGGAUAAAAAAGCAUUUCCUGCAGAGGAUGGAGCAAAAAUAAAUAAAACAUUUCUCUCUUCACAGUCUUCUUCUAAGACUGGAGAAUUACCUUCGGCUACCUAUGGGGAGAAAAGUAUAACAGUUUCAAAACCUGGCGUGCAAAGCAAAUCUGAAGUUGAUAUGGAAAUUGAAGUAUUAAGUCCAACCUCUAGUGGUGUUGACUUCUUGCAAGCAUCUGCUGCUGAAACAUACGAAGAAUUUUCUAGUACCCUAUCGAAAAAUACUCCAUACAAAAGUUCUAAAAAUGAAAACGCAAAGAUAGUGAGCAGUCCAUGUGCUCCAACAGAGAUGGUUUCAAAUGCUCCUUCUGAAGCUCCACAAACAGAACUGACUGAAGAGAGGAACAAGCCUUUCCUAACUUCGGCAAAGAAAGAAGCAAAUGUAACACUAACCAGCAGUGCCACAAAAUCAAAGAAGAAAAAGAAAGGUAAAAUUGCAAGGAAAAUAGAGUUUUCAUUUGCUGAACCACAUUCUCCGGCAACUCCUGAAGUUUUGGAAGCUCUUUCGCAAACCCCCGAGCAGCCGAGACCUUUACCGUCCUUCAUGUUCUCGCCACCUUUAACCAGAGGAAGGCUGAGACAGAAAACAUUGGAUGAAACAAUGGGAAGCUCAUUUUCCUCAGUCAUAUCAGAAACUUCUUUCUCAACUUCUGUAAGAAAGCCUCCCAUGGACCCUAUUUUGGAAGGAAUAAUGCAAGAAAAGACUUUACAGACAAAAACAAAAAGAAGUACUAAGAAACAAGCAGUUAAAGGCUCUUCAAGGAAAAAAACUUCUAUAGUUGGAAAUUUUAGGGAAUCAUCGCCAGAUGCUGCAAAUCAAUCACAAUUGCUUCUUGAUGACAGUACUGCUUCAACCUCAAGUGUAAGGAAUUCAUCAGCUAGACAUAGCAUGGUUCUCCGGCAAAUGAGAUCAAAAAAGGCUGAUAUUAGUUUCCUUUAAAAAAACUGAACUGAGUGAUUUUUUUUUUGUAUAUAGUAAUGUAACAAUACAUUUAUAUGAACUGUUUAAACUGAAAUUUUGAGUUUAGUUUUUGUCAAUGAAUGAAUAAAAAUCUCACACAUA